AUUUCCCUUUGUACCAAAUGACGACUCACACAAGAUGAAGUCCACACAUCGCGGCGCACGCCUCCCAGUGGACCGUCAAUCAUAUCACCUACCAUGAACACCCAAGAACCGCUCACUGAGCUGCCGUUUCCACCGGUCACCAAACAGCACAUCCUCAACUGCUCCUACCACAGCUGGCACCCAAAGUAUCGCGCAAUAACACCAAAGGCGCGCCUUGUGCCCUUACCGGCCACCUUCCUAGAAUACCUUCGGUCUGAUGGCAUCGUAUUGCCCCCAGAGGAUACAGACAACCCUACGUGGUCUGACGACGACAGCGGCAUCUUCUCCGGCGCAGACAACAACGAUGGCGGCGAGGAAGAAGAGGCAGACCCCAGCGUUCUCUGGCGCGACACUCACGAGGCGAUUGAGGGGGCAAUAGAAGCGCUGGGCGGCAAGGUUGCGCCUAAGCUGAACUGGAGUGCACCGAAAGACGCAACAUGGAUCGCUGCCACGAACAGCAUGGAGUGCUCGACACCCAACGACAUCUACCUGCUGCUGAAUAGCAGUGACUUUAUUACUCACGACCUGGCACACGCCUUCGACGACACUGCCGAUCAGUCGACUUCGCCAGACCCAGAAAUAGCAUACCACCUCGUUCUACGAAAGUGGAUUAACCUCAACCCCAGCGUGGAGUUCAGAUGCUUCGUGCGGAAUCGACAGGUGAUUGCAUUAUGCCAGCGAGACUUGAAUCACUUCGACUUCCUCUUCAACAUGCAAGACAAGCUGCGACAGACCAUACAGGACUUCUUCGAUUCCAAACUGCGAGACACGUUCCCAGACCCCAACUUCACCUUCGACGUAUAUAUUCCGCCACCGCACGAUAGAGUAUGGAUUGUAGAUUUCAAUCCUUGGGCUCUGCGAACAGACCCUCUCCUCUUCUCGUGGUUGGAGCUGCUUACGAUGGAGGUGCCUGAUGUCAAAGAUACAAAUGAGAAGGAAGAGGUGGUACGCAUACCUAUUGCACCAGCCGGUGGUACUACAGUCAUAUCUUUAGACGAUAUCGAAAGUGCGAGCGGCUCGGACGAUUCGGAUGGAGAUGAUGUUCAGGAGAUCUGGCAGCCAGAAUUCAGGCUGGUACGAAGAGACGACCCAGAAGCGUAUGGAUUCACAACACCGCAGUAUAGCGCACACAAAAUGCCUAGAGAUGUUGUGGACGCAGCCAGCGGCGGCGAGGGCAUGAUGCGCGAGUUUGCAAUGCAAUGGCAAGAUGCGCAGAGGCUGGCUGAGCAACAGAGACGAGAAGAUAGCGAAGAAGACUAGACACUAAUACUUCAGUAGUUUUGCAUUGAUAUCGAGACAUAGAAAUACUAC
This is a messenger RNA of Macroventuria anomochaeta, 1350 nucleotides long. Its product is annotated as D123-domain-containing protein. Bases 94 to 1299 code for a protein of 401 amino acids. NCBI's taxonomy places the organism in Eukaryota, Fungi, Ascomycota, Dothideomycetes, Pleosporales, Didymellaceae. The record is from RefSeq and is a predicted model, not a curated record. The transcript has a single exon. Gene Ontology annotation, cellular component: cytoplasm.